Ailuropoda melanoleuca (giant panda) is the source of this 1994-nucleotide messenger RNA. RefSeq names its product pyridine nucleotide-disulphide oxidoreductase domain 2 (gene PYROXD2). Lineage: Eukaryota; Metazoa; Chordata; Mammalia; Carnivora; Ursidae. The transcript has 16 exons. The record is from RefSeq and is a predicted model, not a curated record. Bases 28 to 1770 code for a protein of 580 amino acids. Gene Ontology annotation, molecular function: oxidoreductase activity.
AAAUUCCUGGCCUAGUGCUGAGCAGAAAUGGCUGCAAGUGGCCUAGGUCUCGGCAGGGCCUUGGGUUUCUCUCCCCGCCGGGCUUGGAGACGAGCUCACUGGGAAGCCAGGGGACGCCUAAAGCCUGAGUACGAUGCCGUGGUGAUAGGAGCAGGACACAACGGGCUGGUGGCUGCGGCGUACCUGCAGAGACUGGGGGUGAACACAGCAGUCUUCGAGAGACGCCCUGUGAUAGGGGGUGCAGCUGUCACAGAGGAGAUCAUCCCAGGGUUUAAGUUCUCCCGAGCGUCCUACCUCCUCAGCCUGCUGAGGCCACAGAUUUACACCGACCUGGAGCUGAAGAAACACGGGCUGAAGCUUCAUCUUCGAAACCCCUACUCCUUCACCCCAAUGCUGGAAGAGGGCAUGGGGAGCAAGGUGCCCAGGUCCCUUCUUCUGGGCACAGACAUGGCGGAAAACCAGAAGCAGAUUGCCCAGUUCUCACGGAAAGACGCCCAGGCUUUUCCCAAAUAUGAGGCAUUCAUGAAUCGGUUGGCAUUAGCCAUAGACCCUCUGCUGGAUGCAGCCCCUGUGGACUUGGAGGCCUUCCAGAGAGGUUCCCUGCUGCAAAGGCUCCAGGCGCUCUCCACACUCAAGCCCGUGCUGCAGGCAGGUAACACUCUGGUGAGCAGAUGCCCUUCUGCCCUUCUCUCUGGCAUUUUGCUGUCCCAGGUGCUGGAUCAAUGGUUUGAGUCCGAGCCUCUAAAAGCCACUCUGGCCACGGAUGCUGUGAUUGGAGCCAUGACGAGUCCCCACACUCCGGGGAGUGGGUAUGUGCUGCUACAUCACGUGAUGGGGGGCCUGGAGGGGGUGCAGGGGGCCUGGGGCUAUGUCCAGGGGGGCAUGGGUGCCCUCUCUGAUGCCAUCUCAAGCUCAGCCACCGCACACGGAGCAAGCGUCUUCACUGAAAAGACGGUGGCUACAGUGCUGGUGAGCAACGAAGGGCGCGUCCAAGGAGUCGUGCUGCAAGACGGCUCGGAGGUGAGGAGCAAAGUGGUGCUGUCCAACGCAUCCCCGCAGGCCACCUUCCUGAAGCUGACCCCACAGGAAUGGCUUCCUAAGGAGUUCGUGGAGAGAAUCUCCCAGCUGGACACCAAGUCACCUGUUACCAAGAUCAACGUGGCUGUUGACAGGCUGCCUGACUUCCUGGCGGCCCCCAAUGCUCCCGGAGGCCAGCCACUGCCCCAUCACCAGUGCUCCAUCCACCUGAACUGUGAAGACACACUCCUCCUCCACCAGGCCUUCAAGGAUGCCAUGGAGGGCCUGCCUUCCCACAGGCCUAUGAUUGAACUCUGCAUCCCUUCCUCGCUGGACCCCACCCUGGCUCCCCCCGGCUGCCAUGUGGUCUCCCUCUUCACUCAGUACACGCCCUACAUGCUGGCUGGGGGCAAGGUGUGGGACGAGCAGGAGAGAAGCGCAUAUGCAGACAAAGUGUUCGACUGCAUCGAGGCCUACGCCCCUGGCUUCAAGCGCUCCGUGGUGGGCAGGGACAUCCUCACGCCACCUGAUUUGGAGAGAAUCUUCGGGCUUCCUGGAGGGAACAUCUUCCACUGCGCCAUGACCCUGGACCAGCUCUACUUCGCCCGCCCCACGCCCCUGCACUCCAGCUACCGCUGUCCCCUCCGGGGCCUGUAUCUCUGUGGAAGUGGCGCCCACCCUGGAGGAGGCGUCAUGGGAGCCGCUGGACACAAUGCAGCCCGUGUUGUCUUCAGAGACCUCAAGAGCAUGUGACCUGAACCAACUCUGACCUUGAGAUUUUAAGUCCCUAUUGGGUCAGCAUCCCAGGAUGUGGCCGGGGGCCGACAAGCCCUAAUGCUCAAGCCACGUACAGGUUAUGUUUGACGCUUGUGAGCCUUGCACCCCAGACUUCCUAAAUGAACUGGUGUUGUUUUAUUAAAAUCAGUGUUUUGUAUAGUUUGUGGGUUUUUUCUGUAUAUUUUCUAUGUAUUAGUAGG